Messenger RNA from Anastrepha obliqua, 588 nucleotides. RefSeq lists its product as uncharacterized. The coding region runs from base 1 to 549 and encodes 182 amino acids. NCBI's taxonomy places the organism in Eukaryota, Metazoa, Arthropoda, Insecta, Diptera, Tephritidae. The transcript is spliced from 4 exons. The record is from RefSeq and is a predicted model, not a curated record.
AUGAAAACCUCAUUGCUCUAUUUACUCGCAGUUUGCAUAUUUUUCCACGACGAAUUCCGGCAUUUUUCUAACGCCUCGCUGGAGUUCACAAACGUGCAAUGCAAGCCCGUGGACAAAUCUUAUGUAAAUGUCGAAUAUUGUUUUAUCAAAUCCGUCAAUCGUACAUACAAAUAUUUGUCGGUGCGCGUAAGGAUACUUUCAAAAGUGCCUAUAACUAAUACUACGGUUAACUUCGCAUUGCUCAAGAAAGCCAAUGGAUAUAAGCCCUUCCUCUACAACAUAACUUUCGAUGCUUGCAAAUAUUUGCGUUCGCGCAAAAAUAAACUUCUUAACUACUUUCAUGGCUUUUUCGAGGUCUAUUCGAAUUUGAAUCACACCUGCCCUUUUGGAAAGGACGAUUUUGUAAUCGAGAAGCUUCCUAUCUCACAUGUGCAGCACUAUGUUUCUGACAUUCUGCCCAUGCCUCAUGGCAAAUACCUGCUCCACACGACUUGGUCAUCUUUCGGCGUAAAGCGCUUUGAAGCGAGUUUUUACUGGGACUCCAUUUGAAUUAUGAACGAUUGUAACUGUGUGAACUUCUCCAUAGUG